GUUAACUUUGACCCAAAGACAACCUCUUCUCUCCCGCUUCCAUUGCUGUGAAGAUGGCGCUCUCCAGGGUGUGCUGGGCUCGGUCGGCUGUGUGGGGCUCGGCAGUCACCCCUGGACAUUUUUUCACCCGGAGGCUGCAACUUGGUCGCUCUGGCCUGGCUUGGGGGGCCCCUCGGUCUUCAAAGCUUCACCUUUCUCCAAAGGCAGAUGUGAAGAACUUGAUGUCUUACGUGGUAACCAAGACAAAAGCAAUUAAUGGGAAAUACCAUCGUUUCUUGGGUCGUCAUUUCCCCCGCUUCUAUGUCCUGUACACAAUCUUCAUGAAAGGAUUGCAGAUGUUAUGGGCUGAUGCCAAAAAGGCUAGAAGAAUAAAGACAAAUAUGUGGAAGCACAAUAUAAAGUUUCAUCAACUUCCAUACCGGGAGAUGGAGCAUUUGAGACAGUUCCGCCAAGACGUCACCAAGUGUCUUUUCCUAGGUAUUAUUUCCAUUCCACCUUUUGCCAACUACCUGGUCUUCUUGCUAAUGUACCUGUUUCCCAGGCAACUACUGAUCAGGCAUUUCUGGACCCCAAAACAACAAACUGAUUUCUUAGAUAUCUAUCAUGCUUUCCGGAAGCAAUCCCACCCAGAAAUUAUUAGUUAUUUAGAAAAGGUCAUCCCUCUCAUUUCUGAUGCAGGACUGCGGUGGCAUCUGACAGAUCUGUGCACCAAGAUACAGCGUGGUACCCACCCAGCAAUACAUGAUAUCUUGGCUUUGAGAGAGUGUUUCUCUAACCAUCCUCUGGGCGUGAACCAACUCCAGGCUUUGCACGUGAAAGCCUUGAGCCGGGCCAUGCUUCUCACAUCUUACCUGCCUCCUCCCUUGUUGAGACAUCGUUUGAAGACUCGUACAACUGUGAUUCACCAACUGGACAAGGCUUUGGCAAAGCUGGGGAUUGGCCAGCUGACUGCUCAGGAAGUAAAAUCGGCUUGUUAUCUCCGUGGCCUGAAUUCUACACAUAUUGGUGAAGAUAGGUGUCGAACUUGGCUGGGAGAAUGGCUGCAGAUUUCCUGCAGCCUGAAAGAAACUGAGCUGUCUCUCUUGCUGCACAACGUGGUCCUGCUCUCCACCAACUACCUUGGGACAAGGCGCUGAGUGAACCAUGGAGCGGAUGGCGUUGUCCUGCAGUCGCACAGUACAGCAGUGCAGGAACAAACAACACUUGCCAGCGAAGUCUGUGUGCAUUGUUAAGUGUGUGGGAGGGAGAGAGAGGAGCAGGGGCCAUGGGCUUCACAGCAUGGCACACGUGGGAACUGCAGACAUUCCCUUCACAGCUAGAACUGAAACAAACCCUCUUGCCAGGGGUGGCCCAUGUGAGGUGUCAUCCCGUCCCCCUCAUAAUUACUAAUAGCUGGAACUGGCAGCAGCCUUUACUGGGCUUUUACUGUGAUGUGUUCAGUUCAUGUCCUAGGAAGUCCACUUUUGCCCCAAGUGGGAAUCCUUAUUUGGCUAAGGACUGAUCCACUUCCAUGUUACUUACAUCUGUGGGUUUUUGUUGUUGCUGGUAGAGAAUUUGUGGCUGGCGAGAACAGCAUUUCUUUGGCCAGAGCACUCGUGUCCAUGCAUGUACUUCAGUGUUUCCCUCCGUCCUUUCUGAUAUGACCAAAAAUCCAGUUGUUUUUUGUCCCCCUCACUGGCAUAGGCUAACCACUUGUUUUUCAAACCCUUUGAACACCUUGACCUUUUUUUGAUGGUUAACUUGCAGGAAUAUUCUAUUGGAAAAGAUAACAGGAAGUACAAGUGGUUCUUGACCCCUUCCUCAAUGUUUCUAGCCUUCACUCUCCAUUGUCUUUUCCGGGCUGUAUUACACCCCCUGUGGAUCUUCAGCGCUUUGCUGCCUCCACUGUGAUGCAGCAAUCCAACUGUAACUGACAGUGGCUGCCUUCUUUGGGCCAUGGAUCACACCUGUAAGGUACUAAUUACUGCCCAGCCUGGGGAGAUCAGGAGAGGUCUGCAUCGAGUUAGUAAGUUGGGUUUAGCUUUUGUGUGUGCAUCAGUGACUUAUAGUUCUGUAAUAACGUACUGUAAAUGCAUGAAGCACUGUUUUUAAACCCAAGUAAAGACUGCUUGAAACCUGCUGAUGGAAAUGA
Chlorocebus sabaeus (green monkey) is the source of this 2131-nucleotide messenger RNA. RefSeq names its product LETM1 domain containing 1 (gene LETMD1). Gene Ontology annotation, molecular function: ribosome binding. Lineage: Eukaryota; Metazoa; Chordata; Mammalia; Primates; Cercopithecidae. The record is from RefSeq and is a predicted model, not a curated record. Gene Ontology annotation, cellular component: mitochondrial inner membrane. Gene Ontology annotation, biological process: intracellular monoatomic cation homeostasis.